Westerdykella ornata is the source of this 1428-nucleotide messenger RNA. Its product is annotated as MFS general substrate transporter. Lineage: Eukaryota; Fungi; Ascomycota; Dothideomycetes; Pleosporales; Sporormiaceae. The transcript is spliced from 2 exons. Gene Ontology annotation, molecular function: transmembrane transporter activity. Gene Ontology annotation, biological process: transmembrane transport. The annotation marks the transcript as partial. The record is from RefSeq and is a predicted model, not a curated record.
GAGGGAGAAAUUGUCUACCAAUACUUGACUUUCGAGACCGAGGUCCCUACGCCAUCCUCAAUUUUAUAUCUACCAAAGGACGAUCAAGCGCCACCACCACCCCAACCCAAUCUCACCAAGUACACGUCGCCCUUCGAAUGGUCGAGUACCAGGAAGAGCAUCACAAUAUGGAUCUCCUGCAUCAUCACAUCCUUGACUGCCUUCAGUGCGGGCUCGUACAGUCCCGGCAUUGGACAAAUGAGUCAAGAAUGGCAUGUGAGUAAUGUAGCAGCACUGGUCGGCAUCACCAUGUUCACAAGCGGCUUCGCAAUCGCCCCCAUGGUCCUAGCCCCUUUUUCAGAGGUCCAAGGCCGACGCCCCGUCUUCAUCGCGAGUGGCAUCCUCUUCGUCAUCUGCCAACUCUGCACCGGCCUCACGCAGUCGUACGCAGGAAUGCUCGUAGCCCGCUUCUUCGCCGGCGUGGGCGGAUCUACCUUCUCCUCCAUCAUCGGUGGCGUCGUGUCGGACAUCUACCACACGGAUGACCGCAACAAGCCCAUGGCCAUCUUCAGUGGAGGCGCCCUCUGCGGCACCGGCCUGGGCCCUCUCGUAGCCGGCUUCAUUGCGCAAAACACCUCCUGGCGAUGGAUCUUCCACGUCCAAACCAUCGUCGACGCCCUCAUGGUCGCUCUCAUCGUCCUCGUCUUCCAAGAAACCCGCGGCAGCGUCCUACUCAGCCGCAAGGCCCACGCCCUCAACAAAUGGUAUGACGCUCUCGAAGCCGCCGGUUACUCCUCCGCCAUCUCCCUCCCAUGCUCCCACGCAUCACCCAAAGACCCCAUCAUGAUCCCAUCCCCCCAACGCAUCCGCUGGAAGGUCCUCUCGGACGAAGAACGCAGCUCCCUCACCAAAAUGAUCGCCAUCUCCCUCUACCGCCCCUUCCACCUCCUCAGCACCGAGCCCGUCGUCUUCUUCUUCUCCCUCUGGGUCGCCUUCUCCUGGGCCGUCCUGUACCUGACCCUCGCCGCCAUCCCGUUAGUCUUCCAACACACCCACGCCUUCUCCCUCCAGCAAGCCAACGCCGUCUUCGCCGCCACCUCCCUCGGCGCCAUCCUCGCCACCUUGCUCUCCAUCUACCAGGAACGUCUUGCCCGCAGCAAAAGGUACGCACAUACCACCUUCGCCCGCAACAUGGCUACGGGAGUCCCCGAAGCGAGACUCUACUUCGUGUGCGUCGAGUCCGUCUUCAUGCCCGUCGGCAUGCUGCUGUUCGGCUGGAGCGGCACCUACAGCCACGUCCAUUGGAUGGUGCCCGCUCUCGGGAUCGUGCUGGCCACGAUCGGCAUCUUUGCUAUUUACCUCAGCACGUUUAAUUAUCUGGCUGAUACGUAUCAUCGGUAUGCGAGCUCGGCGCUGGCGGCGCAGAGUUUUUGCCGGAAUAUGUUGGGU